AUGGACGAUUUCUUGAUCAAAUUCUUCCCGCGUGUUCACGAGAGGAAGCUUCACGCCAAGGAGAAUAACUACUGCAAGUACGAUGAUCAGUUGCUUCAGCUAUUCACCUCUUCCUUGUAUCUCGCCGCGCUUGUCUCCAGCUUUUUCGCUUCAAAGGCCUGCACCGUUUUCGGCCGAAAGCCCACCAUCAUGCUCGCGUCAAUCUUCUUUCUCGCCGGAGCCGGAAUCAGUGCCGGCGCUGAGCACAACUGGAUGCUCAUCCUUGGUCGGCUUCUCUUCGGCAUGGGAGUCGGAUUCGGUAACGAGGUCAGUUCUAAUUGA
Molecule: messenger RNA, 321 nt
Organism: Thlaspi arvense
Lineage: Eukaryota; Viridiplantae; Streptophyta; Magnoliopsida; Brassicales; Brassicaceae
Source: the annotation of a GenBank genome assembly